Molecule: messenger RNA, 428 nt
Organism: Solenopsis invicta (red fire ant)
Lineage: Eukaryota; Metazoa; Arthropoda; Insecta; Hymenoptera; Formicidae
Product: fatty acid synthase-like
Exons: 3
Coding region: 94-261 (55 amino acids)
Molecular function (GO): acyltransferase activity
Source: RefSeq, a predicted model, not a curated record
UGUCACUUUUCAUUUGUAAUUUGAAUGAUAUCAUAGUGAUAUUAUAUAGAUAGUGAUAUUAAAACCAGAUUAUCCAUAUAAAUAAUUAAAAUCAUGGAUAAUAAAGAAACAUGGAACGGUACUGAUUCCGGCGAGGAGAUCGUUAUUUCUGGUAUUGCUGGUAGAUUUCCAAAUUCAGAUAAUAUGCAUGAGUUACGAGAAAAUCUAUUUAACAAAGUGGAUCUUAUUAGAGAAGACCAUGGUCGAUGGAAAAAUGUUUAAAUGUUGAGUGUGUUUUGCGUGUUUGUGCGAAUGUGCAUGACGGCCACGAAACUUACGAACAGACCUUCCUUUUUGUACGGCCCGGCGGCCUACCGUUCGUCAGUCUCUUACCAGAUGUCGUGUGCGAAACGUUUGUAUCAAAAAUAAAGCAGUUCUUUUAUACUCAA